CCCCAUCCGAACCGCAGUCACCACUCUCUCAGCUACGAAACCUUCCCACCCCAACCCCAUCGUCCUCGUCUCCGAGUUCCCCAAAUCCACAUCCCGCAGGCGCUGCAGGAUCCGGCCUCCUCUCGGUCGGCGCCCGCCGCCGCGGCGUCCCGCCCCGCUCGAUUGGGUCGCGUGUGCGAUAGGAAGUUCGUCAUACGCCUCGCGGUUUUUCUAGUUUCUGUUUUGAUUUCUGUGCGCGCUUAAAUUUGUGUUCCGAUUGAUCGAUCUGCUUAGGUACGUGAGAUUGUUUUGAUUGCUUCCGGGUGCGCGUAGGUGAUGACGAGCUGAUAAUGUCUAAUUGCUCUGAUUUGAUUUGCGGUGACUAAUUGCUCGCUUGAAUGCGUAUUGUGAUGACUUAUUGUUUGAUUUACUUUUCGUGUGCACGGUGGAACAUCAGUACCCUUGGCGAUUGAUUGGUCGUGCGAUCUGUAUAAAAUGUCCAUCCCCUUUAUCGUUUUGAAACAACUGCAUGUGCCUGAUUCGUUUGGUUUGUACCGACAGCGUUGGGUGCCUACUUGAGAUGAUAUUGAAGAUUCUGGGGGUUGUGUUCUAGGUUUGUGGUAAUGUUAUGUGCAUGGUUGAUGGUUAGCCAGUAGUUCUCAGAUAAUGGGCUAGAAUUUAACAUUGCCAAGGACUCCGUGCCUUUAGAAGUUCAGAACUUAUGUACUGUCCUAAGCAGCGCAUUCUGCGACUUCCAUAACCAAUAUUUACUGCAUAUGAUUUUCGUCAAAAAUGUUUGAUCCAUAUGCAUACCACACUUCUGUUUGCUCUAUCAUCUCUUGUGGCACAACACUACGCCAUUUUGCAUCCUUGAUUUGGCUGUCCUUUGCAAAUACCGUUGAGCACAGGUCGAUUGCAAUUCUUUCGCUAAAUUAAAGAGAAGUAUACGUUUUAGCAACGUAAUGGGGGAAACUAUCAUCUUCUGGACGAAUUCCUUUAUGUGCCCCAGUUGACGAGAAUUUGAGAAGCAGUUUGUGGACUGCUCACAGGCUAUUCAUUUCUGUACUCCUUGUGAGAGAAUUAGGCAGACAUUUCUCUUAUGCCGGUCAUGUAAAACUGGGUCACUGGUGAUGAUCUCUGUUCAGUUGAAAGUAGAGAUAGGUUAAAUUUCAGGUCUGAAUUGAUGAAAUCUCAAGUAGAACCUUAGGAUGAUGCACGAAAGAGCAUGCUGGUUUUCUCCAAGGUACUUCUUAUCGAAGAAUCAAUGGAUUGAAAAUCUCUUAUGGGUAGCAGUGCAUGUUAAGUAAAGAUUUCGAAGAUGAAGCAGAUGUCUGCUGGAGGUAGGCUUUCCUUGAAAUCUAACGUCUUAAUGAACCUUUCAGAGUAAAACAAGUGCAUGAGUGGUACACGUUAACAUAUCGAAACCUUGUCACGUUUCAUUUUUUUUCUUCCAUUUCCUGGCAUUUGAUGCUAUGACGUGUUCCUCUUGCCAGAGAAUGGGGGUGGACAACGCGGUAAAUUUCGUGCAGAUGGAUGUUCGAUUGCUUGGGAAUUCUCUGGAGUCUGGAUGGAUACCAAUCGAGUAGUAUUAUUCCCCUCUCAGCUCACUGUGCAGAUAGAUAGUGCUAUCUGUGACUGUUGGGUGAUCAGUUUAUCGAGAUUUUGCUGGUUGAAGAUGUUCGGCGUUGCUUUCAUCUUUUGUGAUGCCUGGUCUUCAGCAGUAUAUGGCAUUCCAGAACUGUGCGGAGUGGUUUCCUUGAAUUUAGGAUCUCCCACUGCAUUCUGUAUCGGGACUCGGGAGCAAUCCUGCUAAAUACAUGAUAUUUGCAGGUAUUUGUGUUGUGUUUGCAACGUGAUAGCUUUCAGCGAUAAAAAAACAGUCAAGAUGGGCGCAUUGGACCUACACCUUGAGUCUACUUCUGCUCAACAUGGACAAGCCAAGCUAAAUGUGGAGGAAUAUGCCAAGGGCUCUUUGGAGUCUGGUGGAAAUUACAAAAAAGAGAAGAUCAAUGGUUCAGAUCCUGAUGAUUUUGAGAAAUUUGAGAAAGGAAUAAUGCAGUAUGGGUGUCCACACUACAGAAGGAGAUGCCGCAUACGAGCUCCUUGCUGCAAUGAGAUCUUUGAUUGCCGGCACUGCCACAAUGAAGUUAAGAAUUCCAUUAAAGUUGAUACAAUGAGGAGGCAUGAACUUCCACGCCAGGAAGUACAGCAAGUUAUAUGCUCAUUAUGUGGCACCGAACAAGAGGUACGACAAGUAUGCAUCAAUUGUGGAGUAUGCAUGGGGAAGUACUUCUGUGGAUUGUGCAAGCUCUUUGAUGAUGAUGUUUCUAAACAACAGUAUCACUGCAAUGGAUGUGGAAUAUGUAGAAUUGGAGGGAGGGAAAAUUUCUUCCACUGCUCAAAAUGUGGAUGUUGUUAUUCAAUUGUGCUGAAGAAUAGUCAUGCAUGUGUUGAAGGAGCAAUGCAUCAUGACUGUCCAAUCUGCUUUGAGUACUUGUUUGAGUCGACAAAUGAUGUUUCUGUCCUGCCUUGUGGUCAUACCAUUCAUGUGAAGUGCUUGAAAGAAAUGGAGGAGCACUGCCAGUUUGCAUGCCCACUUUGCUCCAAGUCAGUUUGUGACAUGUCCAAGGCGUGGGAGAGACUCGACAUGGAGCUAGCGACUCUGUCCGAUUCUUAUGAUGACAAGAUGGUCAGCAUAUUAUGCAACGACUGCGGGGCAAUAUCAGAGGUGCACUUCCAUUUGAUCGCGCACAAGUGCCAGAAUUGCAAGUCAUACAACACCCGCCAGAUAUGAAGAAAGGGAUUCUUAUGCGGUUUCUGCAUUCUUCAAGAAGCGUGUUCUUCAAGAAGCGUGACGGCGCCUCUUGCGUGAGCUGCUGAGCUCUCGGGACGGGGAUCCCAUAUCAUCGGGUGCAGUUUCAGGCUUUCAGCGAAGGCGAAUCACUUGAGAAUUGAGAUUAUCUAUCUGUGCUAUUAGCUGUUGUCCUUGAUUGCGCCUCUUUAGCCUGUUAGCUGUUACUCUAGGUGCUUCCGCCUGUUUACUUCUGUUGUCUGUGGUUCCGGUGUAUUGGUUAUAAUUCCUCGCUUGAAGAUUGUGUCCUCGGAGGUCCUAGCUGAGAUAAAUGCCCAAGCUUGUAGCUGGAAGUCGAUUCAUGUAGGGGUCUCUGUUGGCAGGAUGAGAGAGGUUUGUGGUUGCACGGCAAAUAUGUGGCUCUCCUACAUUUUCCGUAUAUUUAAUUCUUUAUAUUACCA
Molecule: messenger RNA, 3231 nt
Organism: Panicum virgatum (switchgrass)
Lineage: Eukaryota; Viridiplantae; Streptophyta; Magnoliopsida; Poales; Poaceae
Product: probable E3 ubiquitin-protein ligase RZFP34
Exons: 11
Coding region: 1865-2773 (302 amino acids)
Biological process (GO): ubiquitin-dependent protein catabolic process; protein ubiquitination
Cellular component (GO): nucleus
Molecular function (GO): zinc ion binding; ubiquitin protein ligase activity
Source: RefSeq, a predicted model, not a curated record